AUGCCCGACUUCAUCAAGGUCGUACUCGAAUUCCUGAUCAACGAAGGCUACAAAGAAGCGGCUGAAGCUUUGUGCCAGGACACCGGCAUCGAUUUACCAAAGGAAGAAAUCGACCACCUCGACGCGCGGGUGACGAUCAGGGAGCUGAUUGAAGAGGGCCGAAUCGAAGAGGCCAUUAUAAAGGUAGAGCAACUUUGCCCGAACCUCCUCGCCGACCACCCGGCCGUCCAUUUUCUGAUGUUGCAGCAGAGCCUCAUCGAAAUGAUCCGCAAUCACAAAACCGAAGAGGCGCUGAUGUUCUCCGAGGCGCACAUCGCCGGCAAGGACGACCAACUGACGCCGCAACAGCGGGAAGACCUGGAGAAGACGUUCGCCCUGCUGGCUUUCGAAAACCCGCUUGAAUCACCGUUUGGUGGAUUGCUCAAUCACACACAUCGACAACAGCUUGUUGUCUGGUCGGGAGCGGUGCGCGACGCCUCACGAAGGCAGCGCCGCCGCGGUCAGCAGCUC
Molecule: messenger RNA, 510 nt
Organism: Mesorhabditis spiculigera
Lineage: Eukaryota; Metazoa; Nematoda; Chromadorea; Rhabditida; Rhabditidae
Source: the annotation of a GenBank genome assembly